Messenger RNA from Puntigrus tetrazona (Sumatra barb), 5216 nucleotides. Its product is annotated as interferon-induced very large GTPase 1. The record is from RefSeq and is a predicted model, not a curated record. Gene Ontology annotation, molecular function: GTP binding. NCBI's taxonomy places the organism in Eukaryota, Metazoa, Chordata, Actinopteri, Cypriniformes, Cyprinidae.
CAGUUUCAAAUGAAACCAGGCAAUAGCGAGGGUAAAGACAAUGAACAUGGAGUGGUAGGGCAAGACCAGUACGAAGACAAAGAAAGCUACAAGCAGAAAAGCAUCCAUCAACUCGUCGGUAGGCUUAAUCUCUUGUGCAAGUACCAGAGCAAAAUAAAGUCACACACCUUUCUGCAAGUAUCUGAACCUUCAUUACAGAGGCAAGAACCUUGCGAGGAGAUUAACUUGGUCCAAACUUAUAUACAAAGACUCCUGAUGACAGAUUACAGAGCAAGAUACAUCCCAGUAAAAGAAAAACCCAGCGAGGUGUUCAGCACACAAAGAACCAUGGUGUUAGAUACAGGAAAGACCAAUGCUUUUGAGAAAAUUUUCAAGAGGUCUGCACCUGAACAAAGAAAUGAAGCCAGUAGAAGCCAGCCCAUUCACCCAAUGGAUAUUCAGAUGAUAGUUUACCUCUAUGCAGAUAAUUUUCUUCGUCAGCUCAUGGUAACAAAACUCUCACAGUGUCAGUAUGCUCUUCCUCUGCUCGUGCCCAAUCCAUUCUCCCAAGAGAUUGAAUUUCCUAUGUGGACCUUCCAAAAAAUAAAGAAAAGCUGGAAGUCAUGUGAAAAAAACAUUAGCAAAAAUCAAUCAGUCUACAAGACUGAAACACCCAUGGUUCUUUUUUUUAGGUUUUCACAAGUUUCUGCAUCCAAAUCUGCAUUAAUGAACAGCCUGAUCAAUGAGCGGCAUGCCACAUUCUUUCACAGACACUGUUGUGGAAGCAGCAAAUCCCACCUGUUGAUGGACGGAGUGGUUGAGAUCGCCUGGUACUGUCCAUCUGGAGAUAAAAACGAUAAAUUCACAGACUGUGUUGCAUUCUGUAAUCUUCAUGGUGAUGCUCAAGAUAAUGAGACACAGCUAAAAAUUCUGACCGAAGAGUCCUCGAUAAAUGUAGUGCUUUUGCCCAAUCUUGAUAAGAGUGACAAAAGUAUGGCAAUAGUGGAAAAUCUCUACAACAGCAAAAAGCCUCUCAUUUGCCUUCUGACUGAAGUUGACUCAGGUGUUUCCAAGAUGCAGGAAGGCAAAUAUAAAAUUGGCCUGAAACAAAGAAAUAAAUCAGAAAUAUCUGAGGAUGUUAGAAGAACCAUCAAAGACUGCCUCUCAAAACCACUGUCAGUUUUUAAACUUAUGAAUAUAGGCAAACACAGAGAAAUCAAAGUAGACGAGAAUGAUGAAGACUAGGGGAAGAAGACAGCAGAGUGGAUGAUAAGACUACUGGAGGGAAAGGAAUUGUCCAAAAUCAAAGAAACAUUUCUGCCUUGUCAGGGAAAACUGUGGCACGACUGGUGUCUGAAGAGCAAAGAACUACAUCGACCUCAAGGGGAUAACAUUGAAAUGCACAACAGCCAAAAACAAACAGAGAUGCGCAAAAUCCGAAAGCAGCAGAAAGCAUCUGGGGUCAGUACUUUUAUGAACCUGUUUAUUGAAAAAAUGUAUUCCAAAAAUGUUGACGAGAAGAUGUAUUUCCUUAAAUGGCUUGGGAUCCUCCUGGAUGAGUACACUUCAGAAGAUCUCUCCUUGCUUCAUCAUAAAUACGAUGAAAAAUGGUCAAAAGUGCUGGAUUUAAAAAAGAAACCCAAUAAAUCUGAACAUCUCACAGCAGAACAAUCACAACUAGAGAUACUCUCGGAGAAACUAAAUGCAGCAACAUUUGGCUUGGAGCAUAUACUUCGUGAAAUUGGCCAGAUAUAUGAAUCAAAUGUAUCUGUGAAGAAAAAUACGGGAACUGGAUGCACAGUAGAUGUCAGGUCUCUACCACGGAUUGUAGCAGAGCUCAUGAUCUCCGGUUACCCACUGGAGCUGAUGGACGGUGAUGCAGCUCAUGUGCCUCUGAUUUGGGUUCAAGCUGUUUUAGAUGAACUUAUCAAACUCCUGGGAGACCAGCGGGUCUUUGUCCUGUCUGUUUUAGGUAUUCAGAGCACUGGAAAGUCCACUAUGCUGAAUGCCAUGUUUGGACUGCAGUUUGCAGUCAGCGCUGGUAGAUGCACCAGAGGAGCCUUCAUGCAGCUGCUCAAGGUGUCUCAAGAACUAAGGAAACAGUUAAACUUUGACUACAUUCUUGUCAUAGAUACAGAGGGUCUUCGUGCUCUAGAGUUGGCUGGCAGGUCAACAAGAAAUCAUGAUAAUGAAAUGGCAACAUUUGUUGUUGGUCUUGGAAACAUGACUUUGAUUAACAUUUUUGGUGAGAAUCCAGCUGAGAUGCAGGACAUCCUUCAGAUUGUUGUUCAAGCCUUCCUGAGGAUGAAGAAGGUACGACUGAACCCCAGCUGCGUGUUUGUGCAUCAGAACGUUGGAGACAUUACAGCGGGUGAGAAGAACAUGGUAGGGAAAAGACGCUUGCAGGAAAAACUGGAUGAGAUGACUCAACUAGCUGCUAAAGAAGAAGUCUGUGAUGCAGAAUUCUUUAGCGAUGUCAUAAAAUUUGAUAUAAAGACUGAUGUGAGGUACUUUUCCCAGCUGUGGGAGGGCAGCCCACCCAUGGCACCACCCAAUCCAUGUUACAGUGAAAAUGUGCAGGAGUUGAGGAGCACUAUUCUGUCUCAUGCCUCAAAAAGUAAGGGCGUCACACUUACACAGUUCAGGGAUCGUAUAGGAGACCUCUGGAACGCUCUUCUGAAUGAAAACUUUAUUUUCAGCUUCAAGAAUACUUUGGAGAUUAUAACAUACAGAAAAUUAGAGGAGGAGUACGCAAAGUGGACCUGGAGUCUCAGAAGUGCCAUGCUGGAGAUUGAAGACAAACUGCGCAACAGAAUCAAUAACAGGAAACUGCAUAAAAUUGGGAGUAGAGAACUGGAAGAGGAGAUGGCAAAGACCCUUAAAGAUGUGAAUGGCUCCAUGAAACAUUACUUCACAGAGCACAAAGAAAAGGAGAUGCUGAUUCAGUGGAAAUUGAAAUUUGAAGAGAAAAUCAAGCACCUUUAUGGGGAGCUUAUAAGGGAUGCAAAAACAAAAUUAGAGAACAUCAUCUCUCAAAGGGAAGCUCUCACCAGACUGGUUCAAGAAAAAACCCUACGUGAAAGAAGACUCCUGGAGAAGAGCAAAGAACUUGCUUUAAGUCUUAAGCACAAGGCUCUUGAUGAGAAUGAGUUGAAAGGACUAUUUGAUUCAGUCUGGGAAAAGUGGGUCUCUGAGCUGACAACAGAUGUUCCACCAUUUAAAGAAAUCAAUAUAAAAUAUGACAUAAUUACAAUCCUUAAUGAAAUGCAUGAAGAAGCACUUGUUCUUGACAGAUUAAAUAAGUUUCAAAACAUUUUCCAUGUGUCUGAUUUCACCAUAUAUGUAAAUGCAAUCAAAAAAGCAAACAGAAAUUACAUUAACACUCCCCUGUUACCACCAGAAGAACAGGAGUCAAUAAAACAACUGAUGCACAAUGCCUUUCGUCAAACUGAGAAUCGGGUGAAAUCAAAAUCAGUUGCAAAAAUUGGAUAUAAUUUAACUUACAUACAAGAAAUUGCUCAACUUGUAAAAGAUACUGUUGGAGGACACAAGUGCAUGCACACAAAAUAUGAAUUCAAGAAAGAGUUCAUUGUUGAUUUGACACUAUAUAUGUGCCAACAGGCAUGUAUAAGUUUUGCAGAACUUCAACAGGUUUUCAGAGAGACUAAUGAUCCCUGGAUUUAUUUAGAGAGAAAGAAACCAGAAUACUACACUGUUUUCCAGGGAUUCUGUAAAGGUGCAACAUCUGCUGCAGUAUUUGGAGCCUUAAUCUGCAGUGAGCUGAAAGAACCCAUUCUCCAGAGUGUCUACAACAAGACCGCAAACGAUCUAGCAGGAGAGAUGCGCACAAAUAUUCCAGCUUUCAAAGGCAACAGGUCGAACCUGGAGAAACACAUUCUGAAAGCACUAGCAGAGGAGGAGGAGGACUUUAACAAUUAUAUCCAAUACAUUCAUCAUCCCAGGGACCACUUUGAAGAAUUCAUCCAACGUGAAGUUAGAGCAUUCAUAACAGAGGGUAACCCCUCAACUCUUGCAAUGAUCAAGGGAAACAUCAGACACAAAGAGCAAUGUGUCAUCACUGCUGCUGAAAGAGCAACAGCUGAAGUCUUAAGUACUGCUGGAGAUGCUGAUAUGUGGCUGGAUAUAUUCUCAGGCUCUCUGAAAGACGAGCUUGAAUACAAUAAAGAACACCUCACUGGUAACUGCUGUCAGGACAUCACUGAUUUUGAACUUCUGGAAGAGGUUGUGAAAAGAGAACUUUGUCCCAUAAUAGAAGAGUUGAACACAUACUUAACAAAUGUCUCUGAUAUUGAAAUGAAAAUGUCUUGGAAACCACCAGAUGAGAUUUUGAUAGAACACUUCUGUCAGUGCUGCUGGGUUCAGUGUCCAUUCUGUAAAGUUGUCUGUGUUAACACGAUGGAGGACCAUCCAGGAGAUCACAUUGCCCCUUUCCAUCGUAACUGUGGGAUGAGAGGGAUGAUUUAUCGAGGUACAACUAACCUUUGCUUGGACUUCUGCACAUCUUCAGUGGCGAGUGACACACAUUUCUUUUUCCCAAAAUGUAACUCAGAUGAAACAGUUCUAUGGAAGGAGUACAGAACAGCAGGUCCAGAGUUUGAGAACUGGUCCAUCACGCCUGAUCUCUCAGAGCUGCCAUACUGGAAGUGGUUUGUGUGUCGAUUCCAGGCUGAUUUGGAAAAAUAUUAUAACAAAACGUUCAGUGGUUGUGGUAAAAUUCCAACUGAAUGGAGAUCCUACACGAAAGAGCAAGCCCUGGAAAGUUUGGAGAAGUACCUGUAAGCUUUUAAAUAAACUCAAGUAGGAACCAUGUGUCUUAUAAAGCCUGGAGCUUGUUGCCAAAAGCUUUUAUUGUUCUCGUCACUUUUUAUAAAGAGAUUUUAUUAUACUGUAAUUAAAAUAAUAAAAAAUAUAUUAUUUAAUAUUAAUCAUUUUAGACAGAAAUGAUCAUGUAGACCAUUAGUUAGACUUUGAUGUAUACAGGGUUUUGAUUAAUAUCUCAAUGCCUUUUUUCUUCUUUUUCAAAUAAAUAAAUUGUAAGAAGUUUUGUUUUCAUUUGUUCGCAAAUGUAGUUUUUACUGACAUUGUUGUAGCAUUGACAUUGUACAGUCCAACACAUUAUUGUUUUGCAAUACAUUGCAACAUGACUGCUGUCUAUGGCACUGUUUAAUUCAGUAAUUGUUUUAAAGGUAGUUCUCGAGCAAAUUAAAUUAAAUUAU